UCAUUUGUUCUUUUAUCUCAAAAGAAACUAGUUUGCUGUUUACUCACUUCAAGUCUGAACAACAGGCUGUUAGAGCAAAUACUACACUAUUUGCAAUACUAAUCUCUAUUCGGAUUCGGAUCAUAGAUCAUUCAAAAGAGUUGUCUCUUCAGAUCAGGUUGAGUUAAUAUGUACGGACAAGGAGGUAUCGGAUUCAACGCUCCCCCGCCUGGAGGUUAUCCCCCACCAGGGGGUGCCCCGGGAUAUCCCCCUCAGCCUGGAUACCCCCCUCAACCAGGUUACGCGCCACAACCAGGGUACCCGCCUCAAGGGCAACCAGGAUACCCUCCUCAGGGGCAGCCGGGAUACCCCCCUCAAGGUCAGCCGGGUGGGUAUCCGCCCCAGGGACAGCCAGGAUACCCUCCCCAAGGAGGCUACCCUCCACAGCAGCCAGGUGGCUAUCCCCCUCAGCAUCAGGGAUACCCACCUCAGCAGUCGGGUGGAUACCCGCCACAAGGAGGAUACCCGCCCCAAGGAGGUUACCCUCCACAAGGAGGAUACCCUCCUUCAGGAUACCCUCCACCUGCAGGGGGUGCUUAUGGACAGCAAGGCGGAUACCCUCCCCAGGCGCAAGGGGGCUAUGUCGGUCACGCAGGUGGGUACCCGCAACCCCCUCCACAAGCAGCCGGAGGUUUUCCUCCUCCACAACAAGCUCCUGCAAAUCCGUACGGCGGCGCGCCGCCUGGGUCAAAACCGCAGCCACCUGUUCAGCAAAUUGCAGCUAUGUCGUUGAACUCAUCGCCGGGAGGAGGAACUCAAAUACCGAAGUACGAAGGCACAGUAAAGCCAUUCAGCCCAUUUGACAAAGAGAAAGAUGCACAAGGGUUGCGACAGGCAAUGAAAGGUUUGGGUACGAACGAAAGUGAACUAAUCGGCAUUCUGUGUCGACGAACUAAUGAGCAAAGACAGCAGAUCAAGCUGUCUUUCAAGCAAUGCUUUGGACGAGACCUGAUCAAAGACCUGAAGUCGGAGCUCAGUGGGAAUUUCGAACGAGUUAUUCUUGCUGUAAUGAUGCCUAGUGCCGACUACGAUGCAGAAUGCAUUAGGAGGGCAAUCAAAGGUCUAGGAACUAACGACGACGCCCUGAUUGAGAUCCUGUGCUCGCGAACAAACGAAGAGCUAAAUGCAGCCAAGGCAUCUUACAAGACCUUGUUCAAGCGCGAAAUGGAGGCUGAUAUUAAUAGUGAUACUAGCGGAGACUACAAGCGACUCAUGAACCAGAUGCAGAACGCGUGUAGGGAUCCGGAUAGUACUCCGCUAGACCAAGGAAAAGCGACUGCUGAUGCCCAGGCCAUCUACACGGCAGGAGAGAAGAAACUGGGCACUGAUGAGGAAACUUUCCGUCGGAUAUUCGCGACUCGAAGCUGGCCUCAACUGAACCUCAUGUUUCAAGAGUACCAAAAACUUUACCAUAAGGACAUAGAAACAGUGCUGAAGGGUGAGUUGUCGGCCAAUUUUGAGCGUGCGAUGCGUGUGAUUGCUCACUGUGCCAAGAACAAGCCGGACUUCUUCGCAGUGCGACUGCAUGACUCCAUGGCUGGUAUGGGCACUGACGAGGACACACUCACUCGGUUGGUGGUGUCCAGAUGCGAGAAGGAUAUGGUACAGGUGAAGCAGUGCUUCCAGCAAAGAUAUAGGAAGCCCCUUGAGAAAUGGAUUGAGGAGGACGUCAGUGGGGACUACAGGAAGGCUCUAGUAGCUCUGUGUGGGGGACACCCCAGAUAGACUUGAACAUACACAAACGGACCAAAAUGGCCUGUAAAUGACUGAAUCUCAUCCUAUUCUACUUCUACAAUUAAUGAUUAAAUGAAACAGAUGGUUGUUAACAAAUUUAUUGUACACCGCGUUAAAUGUGUUUGAACAUUUAAAAUUAAAUUUCUACCUUCGAAUUCAAAAUACUUUUCAACGAUCUAGGAAAUUGGACCUGAAAGCUUUCAAUUCUUUUUUUGCGUUGUACAAUAUAUAUGUUACUAAGUCUAGAUGACGCAUGAGCUUUUUUGGAGUUGUUUCUUCAAAAUAGAUGUUUAAUUGUGUUCAAUCAUCGAAACUAUCUAUAUUUUUCUUUCGCAUGCUUUGAUGCAUGUUCUAUUCAUUGGCUUAAAAUAGAAUUUAAUGAUGAUAAAAUGAAUUGCACAAUGUGACCAAAUGUAAGAUUUCACGUAAUCAAUAUUCUCUGAAGUGUGCUUCGUUUUUUUUUCUCUAACAGGAUUUUACAUUCUUUAUUAUUAUUUCAUCAGUGGCUUUGUGCGAUUAGUCUUUGCUGUGUUGUGUGAUGUCAAUUAGAUUGACUUAGAAUUAAGCUUCCUUGUGAAAUCAUCUCAAUUUUAAAGUUGUAUAAAAGUAAUCAGGUCUUCUCAAUUAUAGUCCCUUCCCCCAAAUGAAACACUUUAACUGAAAAAUCAGUGUGACUGGGCUAUGUUUUUUUGCUAGGCUGAGGAGGGCUGUAAUGAAAAAAAGCCUGUUAAUUUUGUAGAAUAGAUUGCUUGUCAUUUAUUGCUUAAAUGUGAAAGAACUAACCUAAUGCAUAUUAUUGUGUAAAUUAUAUUUCAAUACUGGAAAUAAAUUGCUAUUAAACAAAAUGUAAUAAAUGAUGCUACAAA
Messenger RNA from Symsagittifera roscoffensis, 2639 nucleotides. Its product is annotated as annexin A4-like. Gene Ontology annotation, cellular component: cytoplasm. The transcript has 3 exons. The record is from RefSeq and is a predicted model, not a curated record. Gene Ontology annotation, molecular function: calcium ion binding; calcium-dependent phospholipid binding. NCBI's taxonomy places the organism in Eukaryota, Metazoa, Xenacoelomorpha, Acoela, Convolutidae. Bases 169 to 1764 code for a protein of 531 amino acids.